UGUCCUUUCCACUCUUGCUCAGUGCUCUAGCUGCAUCAUAUUCAAGAUGUCGGCGGUGUCUGUGUAUCCCAUGUGUGUCCGGGCGAGCCGGGGCCUCCUCAGACUGAGGCAGGGGGCCAGAGGCUCCACAGCCCCUGCGGCGCUGGAUGUUGUCCGGGCUCUCUCCGCUGACACAUCUAGUAGCAGUGCCACAGGAGGACUGGCCCAGGCAAUACUGCAGGAGAGGCUUCAGCAGCAGCAGAAAACACAGGACCAGCCUCCUCCUGACGGUGAUGACUCUGAUCACAAGAAGAAUGAACAGGGUGAGGACAAGAAACAGAAAGAGAACACGGCAUAUGCUAAGAAGAUGGUCCUUCGGUUAGCAGGAAUUAUGGGACUUGGAAGCACAGUCGGCAUCGUGUACAUAUUCGGUAGCAAUUCUGUGGAUGAACAAGGAAAUAAGAUUCCAGAUGAGUUUGAUAAUGAUGUUCCUGUCAUCCAGCAGCUGAGAAGAGCCUUUAAAUAUUUCAAAGAUUACAGACAGAUGAUCAUCGAGCCCACAAGCCCAAAGCUUCUCCCAGACCCUCUGAGAGAACCCUACUACCAGCCUCCAUACACUCUAGUGCUGGAGCUCACCGACGUCCUCCUCCAUCCAGAGUGGUCGUUGGCCACAGGUUGGCGUUUUAAGAAGAGGCCUGGCAUAGACUACCUCUUCCAGCAACUGACCCCACUUUAUGAGAUAGUCAUCUUCACAUCAGAGACGGGCAUGACGGCAUACCCCUUGAUUGACAGUAUAGACCCUCAAGGAUUUGUGAUGUACCGGCUCUUCAGAGAUGCCACACGCUACAUGGAGGGCCACCAUGUUAAGGACGUGUCUUGUUUGAACAGAGACUCCUCUAAAGUCAUUGUGGUGGACUGUAAGCGAGAGGCAUUCGGUCUACAGCCUUUCAAUGGCCUGGCGCUGCGCAAGUGGGAUGGCAACUCCGAGGAUCGCACGCUCUAUGACUUGGCUGCUUUCCUUAAAACUAUAGCCAUCAGCGGAGUGGAGGAUGUGCGUUCAGUACUAGAAAACUAUGCCCACCAAUAAAACCCCA
Cyprinus carpio (common carp) is the source of this 1073-nucleotide messenger RNA. Its product is annotated as translocase of inner mitochondrial membrane 50 homolog (S. cerevisiae). The transcript has 10 exons. Lineage: Eukaryota; Metazoa; Chordata; Actinopteri; Cypriniformes; Cyprinidae. Gene Ontology annotation, molecular function: phosphoprotein phosphatase activity. The record is from RefSeq and is a predicted model, not a curated record. Bases 47 to 1066 code for a protein of 339 amino acids.